GUAUUAGAUCGUUCAUGCAAGCUGUGUCUUCAUCGAGGCUCAUCGACAUUGGAAGCAAAAGAUGUCAACUUUGUUUUGGAGCAAUAUUAUAAAAUGCCGAAAAUGGUGAAAACGACCGAUGUAAAUGACUUGGUAAAAACUGAAGGCAAUAUGGACGGUGGUUCGGCUGUAUCACGAAAUGCUGAUCUCAGUGCACACAAUCAACGCUUGGCACUCAUCAAGAAAACACUCAAAAAGCCGUAG
Molecule: messenger RNA, 243 nt
Organism: Anisakis simplex (herring worm)
Lineage: Eukaryota; Metazoa; Nematoda; Chromadorea; Rhabditida; Anisakidae
Source: the annotation of a GenBank genome assembly